AUGGAGAAUAACAACAACUUCCCAUGCCGGAAAAAGGGGGAUCCGAUAACAACAAUACAGUCACCACCUCAUAGUCUAGAUCCGAACGACUCAUCACGAUCCAUACUAAGCUCGGUGUCGAGCCUCUUAGCUUUCUCAUCCUCGCAUCCCUCUCCACAUCUCUCCGCAAAGGUCAAGAUGCCCUCAAGCUGGCUGACCAGCAAACCAACCGCACACACCGCAUACAUCAAAACCGAUCGACGAGUCCAAUUCAACAGUCCAGUUGAGACAUCUCCAUUACGACAGUCAGCCAGAUCGCGAAGACCAAGCCCAAGCUCUGCACCCCCUGUAGCGCGCCCAGAAAAGGAGUACAAAGCCUCGCGUCACGAGAAGCCCAAAAGUGACUAUACAACCGACCGAAAUGGAUAUAGAAAUGAGUGCGAGGAUAGAAGGAAGAGAGAUGAGAAGAAGGUCCAAUAUAUAGCUAGAAAUGGGUGCGAGGAUAGGUGCAAGAGAGAAGAGAAGAAGAUCCAAUAUGUGGAUAGAAAGGAGUGUGAGGACAGGUACAAGACUGAGGCGAAGAAGGUCCAACAUGUGGACAGAAAGGUGUGCGAGGACAGACACAAAAAAGACGAGAAGAAAACCCAAUAUGUGUAUGGAAAGGAGUGCGAAGACACAUGCAAGAGAGAGGAAAAGAAGGUCCAAUAUGUGGAAGGAAAGGAGUGCGAGGACAAAUGCGCAAGAGAGGAGAAGAAAGUCCAAUAUGCAAGGAGUACGACGUGCUAUAAGUACAAGACGUACUAUAUUGUGCAAGUUCGUGUUAUCCCAAGACAUAUCAGUACUGGAACAGGGCGUGUGACUAGGGUGAGGAGGAUUUCUAUUGUUGAUACGACGGCCUGA
Pseudovirgaria hyperparasitica is the source of this 879-nucleotide messenger RNA. RefSeq lists its product as uncharacterized. NCBI's taxonomy places the organism in Eukaryota, Fungi, Ascomycota, Dothideomycetes, Acrospermales, Acrospermaceae. The record is from RefSeq and is a predicted model, not a curated record. Bases 1 to 879 code for a protein of 292 amino acids. The transcript has a single exon.